Molecule: messenger RNA, 2019 nt
Organism: Fulvia fulva
Lineage: Eukaryota; Fungi; Ascomycota; Dothideomycetes; Mycosphaerellales; Mycosphaerellaceae
Product: Heterokaryon incompatibility protein 6, OR allele
Exons: 1
Coding region: 1-2019 (672 amino acids)
Source: RefSeq, a predicted model, not a curated record
AUGACCACGUCCACGAUCAUUUAUGCGCCACUCAGCAGCGAUGACGAGGAAAUUCGGAUUCUUGAACUUUUGCCUGGCACUGGCCAAGAUGAAAUCCGCUGCAAGCUGCAAACAGUCUCGCUGAAGUGCUACUCCUGGACACGCCUGCUGCUCAAGAACUUUCUACUGACCAAGAAUGCCGGUCCGUACUCGAUGCCAUAUGCUACUCUAGAAGAAUACGACGAAGCUCGACGACAGCACCACUUACCAGCGAGGACGUGUUCAAGCCAAAUCUAUGCCUUUCGAAGAGCUGAUCGGCAGAACAGCGAGGAGACCGAGCUUGAUAUCCCAAGCUGUAACACGAUCCCAUGCUGCUGUUUUCAAGCUCUGUCGUACACAUGGGGACCGUAUACACAGAGCCGAACCAUGACGCUGCAAGGUCAACCAGGGAUUAAAAUCACCGACAAUCUCUACGCUGCUCUGCUUCGUCUUCGCCGACCAGCCGAGGUGCGCAGACUAUGGGUCGACGCCGUCUGCAUCGACCAAGCAGACCUCAACGAGCGCGCUGCACAAGUACGCCUCAUGGCAACGCUCUACAGCACCGCUCCCGAAGUCCUCGUCUGGCUAGGCGAAGUCGACAUCACCCACACAUGGGCCCGCGUCCACGCAGAAUACUCCCGAGUCUUCCUCGACCGCGACACAGCCGCCGAAGGCCACGACGAGCCUCGCUGGCAGAUGCUGAACCUUGCCAUCGGUGAGAUUAUGAGCCAUGCUACAGCUACACCACUGUGGUUCUUCCGAUCGUGGAUCGUGCAGGAAGUCGUAAACGCGAAGUACGCACCCAAGAUUCAACUGGGAUCUUUCGAAGGAUCUUGGCUAGAUCUCAUGCGAGCGUUCUUGAGGCGACCGUAUAAACCGCCGGGGAUCAUGGAGGCAGGGCGACUCGUCAGGAAUUUAGAUGCCAUGAGACCUGGCAAGGCUGAAGAUCGAUCGCUGCUGGAUUUCAUUGGGGAUACGAAUAAAUUGGACUGCACGGAUCCGCGGGACAGGGUGUUCUGUUUGCUGGGGAUGGUGAGGAGGAGGGAGGCGGUGUUGGUGGAUGUUGAUUAUUCUGAUGAGACGACGGAGGGGGUGAUUUAUACGCAGGCGACGUAUGCGGCGAUUGAGGGGCGAGGGGAUUUGAGGGCUUUUGCGUUUCUUGCUGCGCAGGAUCGGCGCACUGAGGGGAUGCCGUCGUGGGCGGUGGAUUUUGCUUGGAAGACGGAUUUUGAGCUUGGGACGUUGUCGGGGCCUGUAAGGUGGACGAAGGAGAAGGCGCAGGUUGAGGUUACGGUGGCACUUGAGGAUGGUCGGUUGAGGGUGCGAGGCUUGGUGUUUGACGUUGUCGAACGUGUUGUGUCAUUGGAGAGUGAUACUGCACAGCCAGCCAGCAAGUUUGCCUUGAUGAAGUUGAGUCAGACUUGCGCAGACGAUAUUGUCAACGCCCUGGAAGCACUGCCAAAUAGGGACCCCUACAAAGCGCUCCAGCACACCACACCUACCCAAAACCUGUACGACGGGCUCGAAGGCGACCGAGACCCACCUGAUUGGACCAACCUCCUCACCUGCGCCCACCGCAAUCUCCCCAGCAAAGCCCCAGACCAAUCCCUCCGCUACGACCGUCACCGCCGCGAAGACCUCUUCGCCGCCUGGGACAGAGCUGUAUCUCUGCGUCAACGCUGCAGCGUACCUGACUACAGGGACCCCGAGGAAAGAGACUACACCCUUGGUCUCAACAUGCCAUUGAGCACGAGUGGUGUCAAGGACUACACGUUCAUCACCACUCGCUGCGGUUUCAUCGGCAUCGGCUUGAGGGAUGUUGAUGCUGGGGAUGUUGUUGCUUUGCUUUAUGGGAGUAGGUUUCCUGCUGUGCUGCGUCUGGUAGGAGAUGCGGUUUAUGCUUUCAAGGGGUUGGCGCUGGUUAAUGGGGUUUCGUAUGGAGAGUUGGGGGAUGUCGUGCCGGGGUUGGAGUUGAGGGAGGAGGACUUUUGGCUUAUUUGA